ACUGUUUCACAACCAACCUGCGGGCUCUGGAGAUGUCUUCAGCUUUUUACAGGAUCCCGCAGGCACUAGGACCUGCCUGAAGCCUUUACGCCCGAGACGGCACGGAGGGCUAAAUAUAACCCAGCCCGGCGGGGCGCAGGGCAGCGCAGCCCUUGGCGCUGCUGGCGGGAGCGGCCCGCUCCCCCGUCCCACCACAGCGGGGGCGAGCCGGGAGCUCUGCGGCACCGCCGAUGCUCCAGCUGGGCCAGGUCACCUCCUCGCUGCUCAUCGGCACGGCCAGCGCGGCCUGCCGCCAGGACCUGCUCGCGCGAGAGGGAGUCACCUUCUGCGUUAAUGUCACCAGGCAGCAGCCGUUCCCCGGCCUCCCGCGGGGCCGCGGCCUGCGCGUACCCGUGCUCGACCAUCCGGCUGAAGACCUGUACCGGUAUUUUGAGGAGUGCGGCGCCGCUAUAGAGGAGGCUGUGAAAAGCGGAGGGAAGUGCUUAGUUUACUGCAAAAACGGCCGCAGCCGCUCAGCUGCCAUUUGCACUGCUUAUCUGAUGAGACACCGCCAGCUCCCGCUCAAGGACGCGUUUGAGGCUGUGAAGACUGCCAGACCAGUAGCAAAACCCAACGCAGGAUUUUGGUCUCAGCUGCAGAGAUACGAAGAAGAUUUGCAGCUAGCAAAGCAGCCUGCUCUGCUGAGCAAAGGCCUUAAAAAUAGCAAUGUGUGAAAACGUUUUAAAGAGAGUUUAGUAGCUUGCUACAGAUUUAAAAAUAAAAAUAAUCACUUCAUAUAUCACCCAUACAUAAAAUGCCUUACUCCCCAAACUGAGUUGGUGGUUAAUUAAAUUCACUCAGAGCUUUACCGUUGACGUGCAUGGGAAAGGGCCAGAUAAGCAGGGAGAAACAGCAAAACCACAAAAUGGUUGGAAAGACUGUAAACAAACCAGAGAAAGGCACGUUAUCUUCAGCAUUUACUUCCCUCUGAACGACACUGAAUAUGAUAACAAUGUAUUAAACAAAUGAAUGAGUUCCUCCAUAGGAAUUCUACUCCUGGUUUUUAAUUAAGCUUCCCUGUGACAUCGCUAGAAGACCUGAUGCCAGACCAAGGAAGCUCUGAAUUUCUCUCUCACAUACUGGAUCAUAAUUCAUGUCCAUGAGCUGACACAAGCUUUGGUGGGAAACCAACACUGGAACUGCUUCACCUCUGCCCAAGUUCUGCAUUUUUCUUACAUUCAACUAGCCCAAAAUACCACCACAAACUGCCUAAAAAUCCAGAGGACUGAAUAAGGAGUUCAGCCCCCCUCAGGCACUUUAAGUGCCUUUUCAGCUUUUUCAAUUAUUUCCAAAAUACCACAGAAAUUAUUUUAAAAACAAUAGUUGAUAGUGGAGGGAAGAAGAUGACACCAGCAAUCUAAAAUGAAUCCUAACUCCUUUUAGUUUUACUUACUCAGCCUAACAAGAUCUAUCAGUGCCCAAUUCAUGCCUUAAUGUGUCAGUUUACAAGGCAGUUGUAUUCACAUGCAAGCAACAUGGCUAAAUAAUUUCUGAUAAGAUUUACUACAGGUUGCCCUGUGAAAUUAUCUAUUGGAAUAUCAACGAAGCGGCACGAAACUUCUAAAUCAGAUCACAAUUAUGUUUAUCAUAAGACAUUAAAAGUAGAGAGAAACACCAAGGUAUUCUGUCAAACUAUUAAUACAUUUGUAAUUUAAAAGGGACAAGUUAUGAAACCUGUGAAGCUGCAAUGUGAAAUUCCAUUCCCCAUUGCUCAAAGCAUCGAUACGAAGUAAAGUUAGCUCAUCAUCAUCUGUCUAAGUGCUUACACAAGGCAAACAUACACUCCCAGCAGUGGAGUAGUUGGAGGCAGAAAUUCUAAUGAUGGAAAAAUGAUGGAGAAUAAAGCUACUGGGGAAUUACAUGAGUUAGACAAUUCAGAUGCAGUUCCCAAAGUUAAAGACUGCUCAAAGUUAAAAUAGGAUUAUUUGAAAAGCUGAAACCAUAGAAAUAAAAAUUAAAAAUUGGGGCUACCAUUAUCUUAGUUAUCACAAGGCAUCAUCGCACCAGAUGUUUUCUCCACUCCCAGCUGUGUUUGGUUCAUUCUGUAUCAUUUAUCUCUGGUAUCUGCAUUACAACCAACAAGAAAUUUGUUGCACAUCUGUAGGUUUGGAAGUGAGUGGUAGUUAGGAAAUUUUUUGUAGCUUUUAUAAAUCUUGAUUAUCAUA
Tyto alba (common barn owl) is the source of this 2204-nucleotide messenger RNA. RefSeq names its product dual specificity phosphatase 28 (gene DUSP28). Gene Ontology annotation, cellular component: cytoplasm. The transcript has 2 exons. The record is from RefSeq and is a predicted model, not a curated record. Gene Ontology annotation, biological process: protein dephosphorylation. Lineage: Eukaryota; Metazoa; Chordata; Aves; Strigiformes; Tytonidae. Bases 231 to 713 code for a protein of 160 amino acids. Gene Ontology annotation, molecular function: MAP kinase tyrosine/serine/threonine phosphatase activity.